AUGGCCUCCGCGAAGCACUCGUCACCAACGCUGGGAACAGGAUCGCCAUUCAAGAGCCAUCGACCGCCCGGUGUGCCGUCGAGAACAGCCGAGCUCUGGGACGAGUAUGAGAAGCAGGCGAUUGAGAAAGCAAAGGAAAGAGAAGAUGCCGUACCGAAGCCUCAAGCCCACUUUGCGCCACAUUUGGAAACCAGUCAAAUACGGGAGCAGAGAGACGGCUCAACGGCAAGAUCCAGUUUUGACUUUAGAUUCCGACGCGCCCACGCUGCUGCUGCUGCUGCUGCUGCAUCCUCGACUACCAACAACACUGGCGAUACAACACCGCCUCUGAGCCCGAUAGUGCACAGUUUUACGUCCAAAGACCUCCAGGAACUUCACCGAAGCCCCACGAGAGAAGAAGCCAUUAUACCCACUGCCUCGUCGCCCAGACGCACCUCCUUCUGCCGCCUGCCACCACACCUGACGGACCACUCGAACCGCAGCGCCGCAAUGCAACUCCCCGUUCCUCUACGGGUGCGAACAAAGUCGCUAGUUGACCCGAACGAGCCAGCGCUGCGUCUACAAAUCACACAGCAAUCUUUUGCGACGCUCUCGCAUCUCAACUCGCCGCCCAUGACACCGACGUCGUCGCCGCCCUGGGCCUCGCAGUCGUCGUCGUCGUCAACGACGUGCUCGACGCGGCGAUCCAGCGCCACCACCAGCAACCUGCUGCCCAAGCCGCGGUACCUGCACACGCGCAACGACAGCGGCACGCCAUCUGAAUUCAGCGCAAUGUACCAGACGGUGUCGACGGCGACGACGCCGCCGGCCAGCGUCCACCGCUUCGGGUACCCGCUGCAGAACACGAUGAGCGCGUGGGACGACUGGGACAGCGACGAAGACGACGACGACGACGCGGCCGAUCGCCCGGGUCUCACCGCGUGGAUGGGGCGGCGUAGAGGCAAGAGCCGCGGCGCCGGUAGUAGUAGCACUGGUGGUGGCGGUGGUGGUGGUGGUGGUAAAGCAAGCAUAGACCAAGGCGAUAGCUCGGGCGAGGAACCUCCGCGCAAGAGCAAGCAGGAAGAGAGAAUCGAUCGCGUGGCGAGAAUUGAAGCCGUCGCGCCUAUUGGACCUGCGGGUCCCGCUGCUACCACGGCUGUCAUGCGAGCAGAUCGUCUGGUCGCUUUGCCGGCCAAGGAGAGGGUCAAGCGUCAAGGGCCGAGUGGCUUUGUCAGAGUGCUCAGCUGUGGAUGUAUGACAGAGUAA
Messenger RNA from Exserohilum turcica Et28A, 1245 nucleotides. RefSeq lists its product as uncharacterized. The record is from RefSeq and is a predicted model, not a curated record. Bases 1 to 1245 code for a protein of 414 amino acids. Lineage: Eukaryota; Fungi; Ascomycota; Dothideomycetes; Pleosporales; Pleosporaceae. The transcript has a single exon.